Molecule: messenger RNA, 1216 nt
Organism: Glycine soja
Lineage: Eukaryota; Viridiplantae; Streptophyta; Magnoliopsida; Fabales; Fabaceae
Product: transcription repressor OFP8-like
Exons: 1
Coding region: 126-1007 (293 amino acids)
Biological process (GO): negative regulation of DNA-templated transcription
Source: RefSeq, a predicted model, not a curated record
CAUGCAUUUAUAUCCCUCCCUCCCCAUUACCCGUCUUCAAAAUCCUCUCUUUCUCUUUCUUUCCCUCUAUUAUCCCACAGUAGUAAGUAGUACCAUCCCACUCACUCACUCACUCACUGUUGGCCAUGGAAAACCAUAACCGUCUCAAACUGCGAAUCUCUCGCAUGUUCCGAUCCUCAUUCGGGUCGUGCAGAACCCGUAACCUAACCGAUGUUAUGGAAAAAACGGUGUUUGCACCACCCAGCCCCAUCGAUGAACCACCCUCACCCAAAACGAGACCCAUUUUUAGGCCCAAAACCAUCAACGACACUUGCAUCCUGUCGUUUAAGGAUUCUCAUUCUCUCCCCAGACGCAAAAUCUCCGAGUGGUCAUCACCUUUUGUAGUGGGUGGCGGCAACAAAAUCAAAAACAACAACCUCAACCUUAACCUCGGUGUCAUGUCGUGCCCACCCACUUCCCCAAACAUUUCCCUCAACACAAUCCACGAACACGAUUUCGGUUACGACGACAAAAAAAAGGUCUCGACGAAAAACUCGAGGACCAACAAGAAGAAGAAGAAGAAGAAGAAGAAGAGGCAUGCCCAGAAGAAAAGGGAGUUUUUCCCUUUCAAUUCAUGCGCCAAAGACACCAACUUUGGUGGAUACUGGUGGUAUAGCAGUGACGAAGACGACGAAACCGACACCCUUUUCUCCUCGAAAAGCCUCUCCUCGGAUUCCUCCCGGUCCCGGCGCCGGCGCCGGAAUAAUGAACGGAGCUCCGACAUGGGUGUUCUGCCGCUGAACGGGAAGGUGAAGGAUACAUUCGCGGUGGUGAAGCGCUCCAGCGACCCUUACAGUGAUUUCAGGACUUCGAUGCUCGAAAUGAUCGUCGAGAAGCAGAUUUUUUCGCCCGCUGAUUUGGAGAAUCUCUUGCAGUGUUUUCUGUCGCUGAAUUCGCAUCACCAUCAUAAGAUCAUUGUCCAUGUCUUCACCGAGAUUUGGGAGGCUCUGUUCUCUGACUGGUUUUGAUAAUUAGAGAGAUAAAAUAAGAGGGAGAAAGAAAAUAACCACUGUCUUAAUUAUCUUCGUUCUCUCUGUUAUUUAUGUUAAUGUUAAUUAGUUAUUUAGUUCGUUCCCAAGGGAAUUAAUUAGUUCAGUCCUUCUCACUUGCUUUGCAUGUAUGAUAUGAUAUGAUAUUCCAUCUUCUGCUGCACAAUUUAAUUACUGAACCUUUUUCA